ACAAUCGAACAACAUAACAUAUGUCUUAUCAACGAACGUGAAAAAAAACGUCAAAGGAGAUUAAUGGAAAGUGCUGAAGAGUGCGAAAAUCGUCUUAGUCAGGACCGUAAACGAAAAAAAAACAAAUUCGAAAGGGAAACCCCGGAGGAUCGUGAAACGUGUCUUAAUCGUAACUGCAGAAAAAAAAAGAAUUUAGAUAAAAUUACUAAGGAACCUCAAAAAUACCAACGAAAAGUAUCAGAAACCAAUCAGACAGAUCUGCAACAGAGGUUAAAACAAUUCCCAGCUACGAAUCUUA
This is a messenger RNA of Acaulospora morrowiae, 298 nucleotides long. The record is from the annotation of a GenBank genome assembly. NCBI's taxonomy places the organism in Eukaryota, Fungi, Glomeromycota, Glomeromycetes, Diversisporales, Acaulosporaceae.